CUCUUCUCCCAUUUCCCCCCAACCCUCUCCCCGCCUCUGUUGGAUGCUUUUACAGAUAGUGGCCGGGGCAGAUCUUCGCUGGAGUCUGUAUCGGCGGCUGUCUCUCUCCUUUGCUUCUGGCGGAGCAUAUGUGCUUCUAUCCGCAGUCAUAAACCGACGGAGAGGAGUUCGUGGAGCGCCGCAACCACGUGUACAGAUGGAUACGCGAACUCAAAAUGGCAGUGGUUCAGCAGCCCUGCUACAGUUGCUGCGUGACAGUGGAAGACAACAUGUGGAACUUGACUCCAGGGAUGUACAGCCACAACGGGUUCAAGUGUUGUCACUCGAUCAGAUCCGAAUUAUAAGGGCCACUAAUGAGUACACAGAGGGACCUACUGUUGCUCCAAGGCCUGGGAGCAAAUCUGUGCACCGGCCACCUUCACAGCACAAAAAUGAGAGAAUGUCUGGAUUAAGUAACGACCAUGAGCAUCAGUGGCUUAACAGCCACAGUCAGCAAUCCCAUAUACAUUCUUCAUCGAGGAUGCAUUUAACUCGGUCAACUAGCACUGUGAGUACUGGUUCUCGGAAUAGCACAAGGACAAGUACAAGCAGUACAUCUUCCGAACAGAGGCUUCUGGGACCUUCAUGGUCUCCCGUGGACCGUGUCUCUGCUCACAUCAUCAGGGUACAGCCCAAAUCGGAAUUGAAAUCUGAUGAGCUGAAGCCUCUGGGAAAAGAAGAAUUGGGCAAACACAUCUACCGAUGUGAAGACUGUGGGAAGUGUAAGUGUGAGGAAUGCACUCAUCCAAGGACUCUACCUUCCUGUUGGCUCUGUGAUAAACGGUGUCUCUGCUCUGCACAGAAUGCGGUGGAGUAUGGGACUUGCUUCUGCUUUGUGAAAGGUGUCUUUUACCACUGCUCAAAUUAUGAUGAUGAAGACAACUGCGCAGAUAAUCCGUGCUCCUGCAGCCAGUCACAUUGCUGUGUCCGAUGGUCAGCCAUUGGCUUCAUGUCGCUCUUUAUGCCCUGCCUGUGGUGUUACCUGCCUGCCAAGGGCUGCCUCAAGUUGUGUCAGGGGUGCUACAAUAGGAUUAACCGUCCUGGGUGCCGUUGCAAAAAUUCAAAUACGGUCUGCUGCAAGGUUCCCAGUUUACCACCUCGGAACCUUGAGAAGGCUUCCUAGCUGGAAAGGAAUGGGGCACCAUUGUUUUCAGUGUUAGUUCUCAACACUGUUAUUCUGUACAUUUUCAUAUUGUGGAAGAAGAAAUGUAUUUACGACACUAGCAACUGAGCACAAUGCAGGACACCUUUAUUUCUGACAACCUUAAUACACAAAAACCACACAAUCGACGGCCAUUCAGAUGGUCUUUUUUUUCAGAAACGAAGAGAAAAGGUGUCUCCCAUUGUGGUUACGUUGGCUUCUGGUUGACCAGCGUGGUAUACCCCAUCUAUGUUUGUGUAAUAGUGGCACUGCAAUUGCCUAGAGUUUGGGAGGACUUGAGGCUUGCGGUGAUAAUGCUGUUGACCCUGUAUUCUCCAUCUCUCUCUAAUUACACAUGAGGAUGGAAACCAUUCACUCAGUGAGAUCAAACAGGAUGCACAAUAACCAUUAUUUUUGAAACAGCAUAAGCUAGACCUACAGGUAACACAAUGACACUCCUUGGCUUCUCUGUAUUGUAUGUGAAUACUUCUUGCAGAAUAUGUACAUUAGCAAAUUGCUCACUUUUUUUGCUGCCAGAGUUAAUUUGUUAUAUUUUUGUAUAUACAAUAAUAUUAAGACUGUGAAAAUGGUGCCAUAUAAAUGGCAGAUUUACAAAUAUUAUACUAAUAUGUUGUACAUUCAGACAAAUGUGAAUCAGUCAAUCAAUAUGUUUAGGUUAUAUUCCACCUUAAAGUUCACCAUUAUGUCACGCUUGAUAUUCCCUGACAUCAUGUAUAUUGUACAGUUACCAUAAAUUCAGUCUUUAUUUUCUAAUUUUUCAACAUAUUGUUUAGUGUAAAGAAUAUUUAUUUGAAGUUUUAUUAUUUUAUAAAAUAUUUAUUUUAAAAAGCAUCUUACAAGUUCACCUUUUUUUAUAUAUAAAAAUGGGAACAUCAUAGAUACUGAAAAUAAGGGUGAUACAAAUCAGAUGCAUAUGUUCACUAUAAAAUAGAAAAUAUAUUAACGUUUUGAAAUCAAA
Stegostoma tigrinum is the source of this 2159-nucleotide messenger RNA. RefSeq names its product sprouty RTK signaling antagonist 2 (gene spry2). Lineage: Eukaryota; Metazoa; Chordata; Chondrichthyes; Orectolobiformes; Stegostomatidae. The record is from RefSeq and is a predicted model, not a curated record. The coding region runs from base 44 to 1162 and encodes 372 amino acids. The transcript has 2 exons. Gene Ontology annotation, cellular component: cytosol; membrane. Gene Ontology annotation, biological process: negative regulation of MAP kinase activity; negative regulation of fibroblast growth factor receptor signaling pathway; negative regulation of Ras protein signal transduction.